AUUCGAGUUGAAAAAGCGUUUCCUCACUCAUUCCGAGUCUCGAUUUAUUUAUACGUUGAUAACCAAGUGUGAUUAAUAUCCUGAGAGAGAGAGAGAGAUUCUCGAGUACUUUUGCUCAAUUUUGCUCAAGUUAUAAAGGAAACCUUAGAUCUUCUUCGAAAUAUUAUGGAGGAGGAUAAAGAUUUCAAAAAUAUUUGGAAAGUUUACCGUUCAUCUGAGACAGAACGGGUCAGAUCAAAUACUUUACCUGGAUUGUUGCCGUCCAAUAAGCAGUCGUUCGAAUGUAACCCGAGUGGCAAUUUGCAUGCUUUAAUCAGACCAUACAGUUGCGAACUAUAUGGGAGUAACAGAGAAUUAAGCAUAAGGUUCCAAGAUAGGAUGUUAAAAGUUAAUAGUGACCGUGUAAGUACAUGGGUUUUUCCACACUACAAUCACGGUAUUGAAAACCUGAACUGGAGCAUGCAAUGUAAUCAAGGAUCGUUCAUAAGAAACACUACACCAAUGAAAGAUCAGUUGGAACAUAUGGAACAUAUUGAAUCAGCAAGUCAAUCAACAGAGGAAUAUACUGCAAAUCAACCAGAAGAGGCUGGUACAAUUAAAUCUGUUAUUUUUUCAAAGAAGACUAGUUUACGCCCAAAAUUGAAAAUAAAAUCUGAGAAACAAAAACCUGAGAAGAGACAGGGCUCAAAUCCUGUGAAUGAAGACAACAUAACACCUACGAAGAAAUGGAAGGAUUAUGAUGAUGUGUCAGACAAUCUCCGUUCAAUUGCUCCGUCUGAUUCUUCUGCCAUUUCUACUGCUGAUAGCUGCGAUGAACGUGAAGAUCUUCAAGCUAAACAUCCGCUGAAAGCGAAAAAGAACUUUUUGACAUGCAAACGUUCUAUGUUUGUACUAUUAUUAUCUACGAUACUUGUGACUUUUAUCUCGGUGUACUUAUAUGAAAAUCAGGAGACUCGCAAGCAUAGCAAUGAUUUUGCGAAUGCCGUUGUUGAAUUGAAGGAGCGGAUUUAUGGUCACAACAAUUUGCAUAAACUCUGUGAAUAUCUUCAGAGUGAUGUACCCUCCUUCAAGGUGAUUGUCCUCUUCGGUGACACAGGCGUCGGUAAAUCAUACACGGUAGAUAUCAUAAGAAGGAAUUUCCCGCGAAAGUAUGCUAUUCGCCAGUAUUUCCCGCCAUUGGAAGCCGUGAACGACAUCAACCUUCCUCUCUUGUAUCCGAAUUUAAUAAUCCUGGAAAAUUUGAAAAAACGUGAUUUGAUGGACUUCGUAAACUUUCUAGAGGCCCGUCGAGACAUUUAUAAGGAUCACUUCGUGACCGUAUUGGCCAUUUUCAACUUCGAAGAUUUAAUUGACCUCGAGAUACGAAUAAGAAAUCGGCCCCACGAUGCAGCCGUAAUAGAAAACGCUUUUCUCAACAAAAAUAUCGAAGUUGAAACUUUUUUCUAUGAGCCUUUGAACGAAGAUGCUUUGGACGGCUGCAUUAUAGAUGCGAUCAAAGAGAGCAAGUUGACGCUCAACGAAGAAAAAUUUGAUCUUGUUAAAGAAAGUCUGUUGAUACAUGAGGCCGGUUGUAAAAGGGCCUACAGGUAUGUUCAAGUGAUUGGUAGGCAACAUGAAUGAAUGUAAAAAUUGAUCGAUACAAUUCCUUAAAAGAUGAAAAGACUGAUCAAAGAAAUCAUUAUGUACUUUACGACUGAUAUAACAAAUAUCCGACUGCGACGCGCAUUUUUUGUAUAUAUACUUUAUGUAAUUGUUUCAAUGACUAUAUGAGUGCUUUCCAAUUGCUUAACAUAUUUUAACACAAAUGUACACAGGAAUAAAAUACAGCAUUGUGCACGACUUAAUUAGAACAAAUGUGUCGUCGUACACGGUUUAGGCAAGGAUAGAAUUAGGUUAAAAGUAACUUUCUGCCUGUAUUGAAUGAGAAGCAAAAAUUCAAGCAAUUAUCUUCCAAUAUCCUCUAAUCUCAUUUAUAGCGUGAUUAGUAACAUGUAAUUGUCACAAAAAUACAAGCUUACACAACCGACUAGAAGCCUUUGGGCUGAAUACGGAUAUGUGUCAAUGAUUACCAUAAUUAGAACACAACUUGUGUCGCCGUGUUCACGAAAGUGUGUAGUGAUUUUACAAUUGGAAAACACUCUAUGUAUUGUGAUAAUCUUAAGACCUAAUAAGUAGUUCUUACCGAGUGAAUAUAAUUUCUGAAUGUAAAUAUUUUUAGAAAUGCGUUUCCGCUUUGAUUAAUUAAAUGAUCGUCUACCUUCUCGCCGAUUUUUCAUUAAAGGGCAUAAUUUUGAUAAUUUAUGGAAAGAGAUCGAGCAGCCAAUUUUAUUGGUGAAAGUCAGCUUGGACACGAAUAUGACGUUCACGGUCUGCGGACUUGAACGCAUGAUGAAAUUUUUGUGUGCAUUACUUCCGGAUUGUGAAUAUUGAAGAUUCAAGCGGUAAUUUUUGCGGGUGAUGUAUCACUUACGUUCGAUGAAACGCAUAAUUCACUCGUGGUUUCGCACGAUUGAGCGAACUCAUGUAGAUUAAGAUUUCCGAUACAUACAACAUAUACAAUGUCGCGAAACUUUCUUUCUGUAAUUGCAUUUGGACUCAUAAUGAUUUGUAAGCGAGUAACCAACCAUGAUAUUACGUUAAGUAACGACACAUUAUAUCCAAAGUAUGAAUGUUACGUUAUUACUACCGAUCGCUCUUGUGCAAUCGAAAAGUCGCUCGAUUGUAUUUCUAGGUAGGUAUAAGUGAAAUUUUUCCAAGACGUGAAAGAAAGAAUUUCUUAUCGAUUACAUAGACAUCGUUCUAUCUCUACUUAGGAAUAAGUGGGGGAAGAAUUAAGUGCCAAAUCUUGAAAAAAGACUACUAAGAAUAUUUUAUUUUUAAGUUACAAAUUUGAUAAUGGUGUGUCAGAAUGUGGUCAGGAUGGAUUGCAGUCAGUGCCUUUAAUUAACUAUUUUCAUCUUAGGAUAGACAUCUUGUAGAGGCACAUUGAACUUGCUAUUUGUAUUUUUUGAAACUAUUUUGCUCAAUCUAUUUAUAGUUCAAUUUGUAGUUAUUAGAUUAUGUAGUAAUUGUAUUAUGUAGAUUUACAUUAUGGACAAAUUAUAGAGUUGUCGUUUUAUACUUACGACUU
Messenger RNA from Trachymyrmex cornetzi, 3130 nucleotides. RefSeq lists its product as uncharacterized. The record is from RefSeq and is a predicted model, not a curated record. Bases 166 to 1620 code for a protein of 484 amino acids. NCBI's taxonomy places the organism in Eukaryota, Metazoa, Arthropoda, Insecta, Hymenoptera, Formicidae. The transcript is spliced from 3 exons.